UUCGCACACAGGUAAGGGACACGUGGUUAAUUUCUCCAAUCAGAUUGUACCUUUUAUUCAUAUAAAGAGGGCUGAAAAUACUUUUCCGUCAGUCAACUGUACGAACAGGUGCCAGAAAUACGUGUUAGUGAAUGGUGUAUUAAAAAAUAAUUAUAAAUCGAACUGAAAUUCUUUUUAAAACAAUUCAUCGAGUAUCAAUAUGAGAGCUGAAGCUUACGUGGAGAUCAUAGAACAGCCCGCUAGUAAAGCUUUUAGGUUUCGUUAUGAGAGUGAACGGCGGACCCAUGGGAGUAUACCUGGAGUUCACAGUACACCAGCGAAGAAAACAUUCCCAACAAUCAGGAUUAUUGGGCCCUGGUUAAAUGGCCGAGUUAUUGUCUCCUGCGUGACAAAAGACCAAUACAGAGCUCAUCCCUAUCGCGUUGUGAGCAAAGAGCCCGGCUCACAUAAUGGUAUAUUUACCACAACCCUAGAACCAGACAGCAACAUAAUUGAAUUCAAGAACUUGGGCAUUCAAUGUGUCAAACGAAAAGAUGUGAAAAAGGCGCUAGAGGAAAGGAAACAGACUGGCGUGGAUCCGUUUGGAAAGGGCUUUGAUCCCACUCAGAUUUCAGCUGAUGACUUGAACGCAGUCAGACUAUGUUUUCAGGUAUAUCUUCGACCACCUGGAACCAACGCAAAGCAAUGUGAAAUCAAACUUAAACCUGUGGUGUCUGAUCCCAUUCACGCUAAACAAUUAACACUCGAUUUGACGAUAUGUCAAUUGAGUUCUGUUGUGGCUUCAGUUGCUGGAGGAACACCGUUGAUGAUAUUCUGCCAGAAAAUUAUGAAAGAAGACAUCAGAGUUCGAUUUUUUGAGGAACGAAACACUCGAGUCGUUUGGGAGGCUUUUGGAGAUUUUAGGCCGGACGACGUCUUUGAGCAGUCAGCAAUCGCUCUUCUAACACCUCCCUAUUAUACUCAAGAUGUGGAUCAUCCAGUAGACAUUUUCGUGCAGCUUAUAAAACCAUCAACUAAUGACUAUGGUAAACCUAUCUCUCUCCAACUUCUGCCCUCCCAUUCGAUGCUUAACAGUCUGACAGAUGCAGAUAUUCAGUUUUCACUAAAAAGAAAGAGGAAAAACUUCAAAAUCUUUGAUUUAUUGGAGCAUCCAAACAAGGCUCCCUGUGGCUGCAUACUGGCACCGAUAAUCAACCCUAGCUGUCCAAUCCAUAAUCCACAAAUUAGAAACUUCAACCAAGGAACAAGCACAAUAAAUCAUGGACCAGGAUAUGAAAGUACAUGGAAUAUUCCUGAAACAAGACCAAAACUGUUUUACUACAACGAGAACAUCAAUAUUGAAGGAGCCAUGUCUCUACCGAAGAAAGCAAAGUACUCGGUAGACUUUGCACCCUCAAUGGCAGCUCGAAUGCCUACCGCCUACAACGCAGUCCAUAAUACAACUUCAAAUGUUCCUCAAAUGACUCUAAGAGAUUUUAACAAUCCAACACCGUGUGAAUUCCGAAACAGACCUGCAGUGGAACCGAGUUGUCAACCAUUACCUUUAUCUCACCAAUCGCUAUGCAUGUAUCAAAACCCUUUCCCUAGAAAUACCACCCCUAUUGUGGCAGAUGUACCCGAAGUACCUUUCAACAACCUGAGAGAUUGGCAGGUGCAAGGUGAACCGACGUUGCAACCCAUAAUCGUGAAAUUGAGUGAACAGCAAAUACCACCAUCCAACAAUUAUGAUUACAACUCGAGAGGUCAGAUAGAUAUGAAUCAAAACUUGUUGGACUUUGAUAUCGAUGACAGAGUGAAUCAACUCUCUGAUUCUCUCACAAGUGGGCUCAUGCUCAGCGAGGAAAUAGAUUUUGAAGAAUUCGAUAAAUACGAAAAAAGUAUUAAUAACGGUAUUGCUAUGGGUGUGCACGGAGCCUAUGAGGAGACUGAUUACGCGGUCCAAGGAAUUUUGAAUGUUUCUCAGAAUCAAAAAUCCCAAAAUUAUUCGACUAAUGCAUGGACGUGGGAUUCGAGAAUGAAUUAAUUUAAACAGGCAAAUGGUAAACUAUAACUGUUUGAUUUUUUUCCAACUUGUUGAAUAGGAAUUUUCUUCUGAUAGUCAUUGGUAUCGAAAAAAAUUCCUACACAAAUCGUGAAUUUUCUCCACUUUACGGGAUGAAUCCACAAACAAAAACAUCAAAAUGAAUACAUUUGAUUUUACCAUUUUACUACGAAAUCAAUAUCGAUAUUACCUAAAAAAACUCGCUUGUCUUGGCCACUAAAACGAUGUGAUAUUCCUUUACCAUCAGUUUCAUACUAUCGUAUUUAUUGUUACAGUGUUUCUUUUGUUAAUUUUUUUACUUGUAAUAUACAACUGGGAUAUUUGGAAUAACCUGAGUGAGUCAAGAUAUUCUCAAUUAUACAGUUUAUAAACUCUGAAAAAAGAAAACAUGUUUUUCUCUUUCAUUGCUGUUACAUUAUUACACAUUACCCUGUUGCGAAGACUGUGAUAAAAAAUAAUAAAAAACAAAAACGACGUGAGAUAAAAACUAAAGUAAAUCAAUGGAAUUAAAAUAAAUGAUAAAACGACGUUUGAUUUUUUUUUAUUGUUUGUCAAAAUGUAUUUACUUAAAAAUACAAUCAAAGUUUCUCGUCAAAUUCUGAUGGAAUGGGCAGAAAUUGUUUCUGUGGUAUAUCUAUUUUCAAAGAUUCUUUGUUUUGAAAUCGAGAUGAGGUGAUUAUUGAUCCUGUACAAAAAGUAAUUGAACAAGAUAGUUUUUCGUUUAUGAACACACAAAUCCAAACUCUUAGCCUAAAGAUGUAUAUUCUGUCAUCGAUUAAGUUUUUAUUUGAAUGAAUAAAAGUGUGUUGGAAA
This is a messenger RNA of Diachasma alloeum, 2854 nucleotides long. Its product is annotated as transcription factor p65. The transcript has 4 exons. Gene Ontology annotation, cellular component: cytoplasm. Gene Ontology annotation, molecular function: DNA-binding transcription factor activity; DNA binding. Lineage: Eukaryota; Metazoa; Arthropoda; Insecta; Hymenoptera; Braconidae. The coding region runs from base 200 to 2023 and encodes 607 amino acids. Gene Ontology annotation, biological process: inflammatory response; canonical NF-kappaB signal transduction; response to cytokine. The record is from RefSeq and is a predicted model, not a curated record.